Molecule: messenger RNA, 1740 nt
Organism: Physella acuta
Lineage: Eukaryota; Metazoa; Mollusca; Gastropoda; Physidae
Molecular function (GO): RNA binding
Source: RefSeq, a predicted model, not a curated record
UAGAACCUAGAUUUACUGAUUUAGAUCUAAAGUUACUAUUUAUUUUAGAUCUAUGAUCUAGAUCUAGAACCAACGUUGUUCUAGAUAUCCAGAUGUUUCUGAAUCUAGAAACAUAGGAUCUAAAAUUCGGAUUCUUAAUAAUUUCAAUACCAAUGGCCAGUCCUGAAAAAUACAGUUAUUUUAUUGCCAAGUGUAUGAAUUUAGAGAGUUUGCACAAGUGCAUACAUUCAGGAAUUUGGGCAUGCCAGGAGAGAAAUAAUCCACCACAUCCUUUAGAUUUACUGAUUUCUGCACAUCAAAAUGGCCCUGUUAUAAUCAUCUUUAGUGUUAACAAUCAACGUGGUUGGCAUGGGUACUCUGAAAGUUUGUUUGAUUCAAAGCUUAACAAGUGUUCACCAGAAUCAGAGCAAGAUGAUUCCUAUAUAUGCAAACAAGAAGAUAGCACAAAUCCAUUAGAUAUACAGCACUUAGAACCAUCAGUAAAUAUUACUAAAAAAUGGCAUUAUUUUCAUGUGAAGUGGUUAAAACACUUUCUGUCUAUUUCAAAGCAAGCUUGCUUGAGUUUUGAAUCAACACAUCAUUUAUUACUGAAGGAGGGCAACUCAGUAAAUAAUGCUAGAAACUGGCAACAGUUAAGUGAAAGUGUUGGGCGUGAACUUUGUAAUUUGAUAGAUCAACGUUUGAAUAAACUUCACAUGGAUAGACAAUUGAAGGAAGAAGCUAAAAAGAAACCAUCAUUUUUCAAAGAUGAAGAAAAUGAUGUUAGCAUUAAUGGGCACUGGGCUUCUGUCAUUGAAAAAGUGCAAGCUGAACUUGGCAAAUUGCAUCUGGUUUGUCCCUUUGGAAGUCAAAGAUAUAAUUGCAGUGUUCAAGGGAGUGAUAGUGAUGUUUUUAUUGUUUACCAAGCUAAAACUACUCAGGUUUUAAGCUUAAGUCCACCAAGGCAGACUAUUAAGAACAGCGAGAAAGAAAGCAUGGAUUAUACUGUUCUUGAAAUUCAACGAUAUUGUGAACUAUUGGCUUCUGGGGAUCCAAGGUGCAUUGAAACAUUGUUUUUAGUGAAUACAGAAACACUAGUUGUGGCUUCAGAAGAAUGGAAAAAUCUCUGCACCUUUAGACAACUUUUUCUUACAAGAUCCUGCUUUGAUAAAUAUAUGAAAGAGGCACAGGGUAACACAGGCUUAAAGCAGCUUCAGAAAUGGAAAGAAAGCAAUAAAGAGUUGCAAAAGCUGACACCAAAACUUAAUAAGUUAGGCUACAUUGCACUUAGGCUGUUACAAAAUGCAAGAGAUAUGGUUUCAUUCCACACACUGAAGGUGUUCAGAGAUUGUGAUUCUAUAGAGAGAAAAGAAUUGCUUGAUGUUCGUCAAGGCUUAUAUAAUUACUCUGAUUACUUUGCCCUUGUAGAAAGAUAUCUUAGUGAGAUAGCUGAUCAAGAAAUCUGUUUUAAAAUGCAUACUGAUGAUGAUGUCAAGAGUAAAGUUGACCACUGGCUAAUAACUUGCAGGAUACAAGACCUUCAACUACAUCCACCUGUCAUUUGUAAUCAAAACAGCACAUCAACAACUUUGAACACUUUCCCAUGCAUGUAAUAAAAAAAAAAAUGGCCUGUUAUUUUUAGAAAAUGAAUUUAUUUAGCAUUUAAUCUGUGAUACAUUUGUAUGCUAAUGUAUUUGCAUAUCUCAAUAAUUUAUUAAAAUCACUUUUUCAAAAAAUAAUAUUUUUUAUUUUUGGAAAAAA